UUUUUUUUUUCUAUAGUGGUGAUCAGCUACUUAUAGCGGGACUGCGACGGGCAUUCUGUCACUGGGGGGGAGAACUGACUUGGGGUCACUGACAUCCCCAGUGACACCAAUACAGUGAUCAGUGCUAAUAAAAAGCACUGACUCUGUAAAAAAGGCACUGGGCAGGAAGGGGUUAACAUGUGGUGUGAUCAAAGAGUUAACUGUGUGCUUCACUGUAAGCACACUGCUUUGGAUGGCUGUGCUAUGCAGAGCCAUGCAAAGCAGUGUGCAGGAGCUGACGGGAGAGAUCUGUAUUGUUUACAAACAGACCUCUCC
Messenger RNA from Staurois parvus, 315 nucleotides. The record is from the annotation of a GenBank genome assembly. Lineage: Eukaryota; Metazoa; Chordata; Amphibia; Anura; Ranidae.